Molecule: messenger RNA, 1533 nt
Organism: Triticum dicoccoides
Lineage: Eukaryota; Viridiplantae; Streptophyta; Magnoliopsida; Poales; Poaceae
Product: myosin-2 heavy chain-like
Exons: 6
Coding region: 1-1533 (510 amino acids)
Source: RefSeq, a predicted model, not a curated record
AUGGAGACUAAGUUGAAGGAGUUGCUCAUACCGAACGAAACCUUGAAGACCAACAUCCGAAAAACUUGUGAACUUGGAACCAAAUACUUAGGUUUACAGAAGGAGUUGGAGAAGGUACGCCAAGAGCUUGAUGAAGAACAAGCCAAGACCAUUCGGCUUGAAAAGGAGAAAAUUGCUAUGGAAGAAUUCGUGAAGAAAACCCUGGAAGAGAAAGACACUUCUCUUGCCAAAGCCAGGGUGGAAGCUGAUGCUAUGACCAAGAAAGCCGACGAUAGGUUGGAGGAGCUCCAAGAGGCCAGAGAGAUGAAUGAUAACUACCUAAAGGUGGCGGAGGACAUGAAGAAGCAAAUCGAAGCACUAAAAGCAUCUGAGUCUGAAUGGCAUACCAAAUAUGUGAAAACGUCUAAUCUUGCAGAAAUGACCAAAAUGAAGUAUGAAAAGGAUCUUGGUGAGCUCAAGCAAGGAAUGUCCCACACGGAAACCUUCUUGGUGGGCCAGCUAGAUGAGAUUAAGCAGAGGCCUAAGGUGUUUUGUCCCAAUCUGAUCAUGGAGGAUCAUAAAGUGCAGAAGGAGCUGGAGAAGGUACGCCAAGAGCUUGACGAAGAACAAGCCAAGACCAUUCGGCUUGAAAAGGAGAAAACUUUUAUGGAAGAAUUCGUGAAGAAAACCCUAGAAGAGAAAGACACCGCUCUUGCCAAAGCCAGGGAGGAAGCUGAUGCUAUGACCAAGAAAGCCGGCGAUAGGUUGGAGGAGCUCCAAGAGGUCAGAGAGAUGAACGAUAACUACCUGAAGGCGACAGAGGACAUGAAGAAGCAAAUUGAAGCUCUAAAAGCAUCUGAGUCUGAAUGGCAUACCAAAUAUGUGAAAAGGUCUGAUCUUGCAGAAAUGACCAAAAUGAAGUAUGAAAAGGAUCUUGGCGAGCUCAAGCAAGGAAUGUCCGACACUGAAACCUUCUUGGUGGGCCAGCUAGAUGAGGUUAAGCAGAGGCUUGAGGUGUUUUGUCCUGAUCCGAUCAUGGAGGAUCAUAAAGUGCAGAAGGAGCUUGAAGCAUAUGGUAUCGAUAUCAAAGAAACCCCUUGGGCAUCCACUCGGGUUGCUGAGGCUAUAAUCCGACUAGAAGAACGAGCAGAAGCAGCAAAAAGCGUCAUAGCCCAAGUGAGAAAAUCCAUGAAGGGCAUCAAUGCAAUUCUGCAUCCUGGAGAAGAGGUCGAUGAAGCUCUACCCAUUUGUUUACAACAACUUGAGCAAGUGCCUGGCCGGGUAUUGAGGUGUAAGAAAUCUGCUGCUCGCUGUGGAGCUAAUGUAGCUCUAGCUCUCACUCGGGUUCACUUCCCCAAGAUAAAUGAAGCGAAGUUGCAGAACAUUGGCGUGGGGAAUCCGGAGGGUGAUAACUUUGAGGACCACAUGAAAACUUUCAUCGGAACCGCCAAUCAGAUUGCUUCCCUCAUCGACUUGGACCUGUCUGUUGAGCCGGCUAGAGUGCCAGACACAUCGGAGGAGGAGCUCGUACACGACGAAGAGAAAAACAAGUGA